This is a messenger RNA of Spodoptera littoralis (African cotton leafworm), 1167 nucleotides long. The record is from the annotation of a GenBank genome assembly. NCBI's taxonomy places the organism in Eukaryota, Metazoa, Arthropoda, Insecta, Lepidoptera, Noctuidae.
AUGUGGAGGCCGAGUUUCACCAUCUUACAAAAAGUAGUUUUGCCUUCGUUUAGAGAUAAUUUAAAUCUCUCAAAAUUUCUUUUUUCUACUAAAAGCCGACUUCCAAAGUCGACAUCAAAGUUAACCCUUGUUAGUGCUAGUAUCGGUGUUCUCGUCGGCGCAGGUUAUGGAGGUUACACGCAUUAUAAAGUGAACGUUAAAAAGACUUUUAAACCUGGGGAAACUGAAGAGUACGCGUUUUUGAAAGAAGCUCCAGAGUAUGCAGCUCAUUAUAAAAUAAUCAAUGAUGCGGAUACGAGUAACCUGCAGCUCACGCUGUUUCAAUACCGGACUUGUCCGUUCUGCUGUAAGGUUCGAGCAUACUUGGACGCUCGUGGCAUCAGUUAUGAGAUAGUGGAAGUAGACGCGGUGCUCCGCCAGGCUAUAAAGUGGUCAGGAUACAAGAAAGUACCCAUACUGCUCGCAAAAGUGGAUGGAGGUUACCAGCAACUAUUGGACAGUACAGCGAUUAUUUCCGUCCUCGAAACGUGUUUAAAAGAUAAAUCUUCUGAAUUGCGAGAAAUCAUCAAGUUCUACCCAGUCACCAAGUUUGUGAAUGAAACUGGAAAUGAGUCGACCGACAUUGCGAACAAAUACUUCAUCAUGCAUCAAGCAAAUGUGCCGGAUGAAAAGGAGAAAGCCCUUGAAAUUGAGGAGCGCCAGUGGCGUCAGUGGGCCGACCGAGUCCUUGUCAACACACUAUCCCCCAACGUAUACAGGACGGCUGGCGAAGCUCUUGAGACUUUCCAAUGGUUUGAGCAGGCUGGCGGCUGGAGGCAGUUCUUCCCCGCGUGGGAGUGCACUCUCAUGGUAUACAUUGGUGCCGCCGCCAUGUAUAUGAUUUCUAAGAGGCUGAAGACCAGGCACAAAAUUAAGGACGAUCCACGUGAGUCGCUCUAUGACGCGGUCAAUGAAUGGAUGGGUGCAGUACAAUCGAAAGGCACUCCCUUCCUGGGGGGCGACAAGCCAAACCUAGCCGACGUGACAGUUUUCGGAGUUCUCAGCAGCAUUGAAGGAUGCACGGCUUUCCAGGACUUGAAGAACAACACCGCAGUAGAGAAAUGGUACUACGAAACGAAGAACGCCAUAGAAAGAAGAAUGGGUAAAGUUAUUGCUAUGCACGCUUGA